AUAUGAUAUUGUGUCUAAGUGUUUGCUAAUGUGUCAGUAAUUAAUCUGUCAAUACUUGUGUCAUUAUUUAAAAUUAUCAGUACAAACCUCACAACCACGACUUCAAUACUUCUGAAAGAAAAGCCUUACACGCUUACACAUGUUGGUUAACCUGAGUGUUUGUAGCAUUAGCAUUUAACGAGUUGGCGCGAUUAUGGGUGAAAACAAGUGUGAUUUUUCUCACGCAGUAUUCGUAAACAAUCCGAUUCAGUUCCGGUCUUACGUCCAUAAAUAUGUGGAAGUGGAAACCAUAGAAGGCGACUUACAUAAAGGAACACUGUAUACCAUUGAUCCUGUUUCCGAGAGCGUUGUUCUCGUAAAUAAAAAUGAAGACAAACUGAGUAUGGAUAUCAUAAUGGGACAUGCUGUGAAGUCUUUGCAAAUGAAAAAAAGUUGUGAGGAAGCACCAGUUGACGUGUUCUUAAAGAAGCAUGAAGAAAUGCCAUCAGGUGAAAUCGAGCGACGUAAGGGAAGAUUGGCAGGUUGGUUAAAAAAGAACAGGACACCAGUAGAAGAAGACGGCCAGAUUUUACGAAUUGGGAGUGUUGUAGAAAUACACCCACCGUACGGAGUGGAUAACUGUUUAAGCAGUAAUGAAAUUAUAUUGGACCGCAUACAGAAACUGAUGUUAUCUAUGCCAGAUAAUUACGAUCUGGGAACAUGAACGCUCUUUUUAGUAUGAACAGCGAAACAGGUGUAAAAGAUGAGAUGUUGUCAUUAAAUUAUUUUUACUGUAGACUGUGAAAGAAUUUUAAAAUAUGCGUUUAUUCAAUGUUCUAAUGUCUCAAGUUUUGAAGUAACUUCACUGGGAUGCAUUACUUGUAGCCCCAGUGUGGUCCUUGAUAUUACUGUACGCAUGCUAUUAGAAAACUCUGAAGAUGCUCAGCCAUUGUAACGUGUUGGCAAUUACUCUUUGGUUAAUACUCAUAGUGAAUACAUACAAUUUGGAUUGUGCAAGGUUAACAUGUUGAUUGCCAUAUGCGUAGUGAUGAAUGUUUCAUUUGCAAGCCACUGCACCUAGUGUAAGGUCUGCUGGCAGCAUUGUGGCAGUGGACUUGUGAAGUUAAUUUGCUGUAGAGCUUCUUGUUACUGUAGAUAUUGAACUACUAAGUAUUUAUUUUGUGUUUCCUCUUACUACUUGUGUGUCCUUGUGGGUUGACGAUAAUUUAAUAACUGUACCUCCUUUUUUCUUGAUUGUUGACUAACUUUCAAGGUAAAAAGAAUAUACUGUUGGUUGUUCAAAAUGUAUCAGAUUUGGUUAUGCUAUUGUGAUACACGUAAUUUUCUUUUGUAGAGCAAAUGUUCUGUAUGGUGAAAUAGAAGCUGCUGUUUUCUA
This is a messenger RNA of Schistocerca piceifrons (Central American locust), 1375 nucleotides long. Its product is annotated as gem-associated protein 6-like. The coding region runs from base 194 to 703 and encodes 169 amino acids. The record is from RefSeq and is a predicted model, not a curated record. Gene Ontology annotation, cellular component: SMN complex; nucleus. Lineage: Eukaryota; Metazoa; Arthropoda; Insecta; Orthoptera; Acrididae. Gene Ontology annotation, biological process: spliceosomal complex assembly; spliceosomal snRNP assembly. The transcript is spliced from 2 exons.